GUCGUUUCCCCCCGGGGCAGCUCACCUCCCGCGCAUGCGCGCCACGUGCCUCGCGCUCUCGCUCGGUUUGACUCGGGAUUGCCCGGACAUUUUCGUCUCUUUGUUUUACCCAAAGUGGAUUUAACUCGGAUUGAGGUUCUCGAACGUACGGACUGCAUCUAUAUUUUGGACUUCCAUACAGUUGCAUGAUGCAGAGCUAACAUCACGGCCUCUCUUCAAAGCAAAGCUGGCAGCCAUAUCGUGGAUGCAAAGAGAUGACGACUUUAGGGAACUCUGACAUGCUGACCAGGAAGAUCAAGCUGUGGGACAUAAAUGCCCACAUCACCUGUCGACUGUGUGAAGGUUAUUUGAUUGAUGCCACAACUGUAACAGAAUGUUUACACACUUUCUGCAGGAGCUGCUUGGUGAAAUACCUGGAAGAAAACAACACAUGUCCGACAUGCCGAAUUGUGAUUCAUCAGAGCCACCCUUUACAGUACAUCGGCCAUGAUAGAACAAUGCAAGAUAUUGUCUACAAACUUGUGCCUGGACUUCAAGAAGCCGAAUUGAAAAAACAGAGAGAUUUUUAUCAGAAACUUGGAAUGGAAGUGCCUGGAGAUGUAAAAGGAGAAAUGGGUUCCGUUAAGCCACACUUAGACCCACAGCGAAAUGGUGAAACAAAACCCGAAGACACAUCAAACAAGGAGACGGCAGAGGAAAAACAAGAGGAAGACAAUGAUUACCACAGAAGCGACGAGCAGGUAAGCAUCUGCUUGGAAUGCAAUAGUAGUAAGCUGCGAGGACUGAAAAGGAAAUGGAUCCGCUGCUCGGCGCAGGCCACAGUUCUACACUUGAAGAAGUUCAUCGCCAAGAAGCUCAACUUGGCAUCUUUUAAUGAGCUGGACAUUUUAUGCAAUGAAGAAAUUCUAGGAAAGGACCACACUUUGAAAUUCGUAGUUGUGACAAGAUGGAGAUUCAAGAAAUCUCCACUCCUGCUUCAUUACAGACCUAAAAUGGACUUGCUGUAGGACAGAGCGGUUGUUCUUUUGGCCCCAGGACUGUGCAACAUUUAUACUUAUGCAGAGACUAUCAUUGAGCACAUGGUGCACCUCUCAAACAAAAAAAAAAAAAAUAAAAGGUCACGUGACGAUGCAAACCAGCAACUCAUGCACAGGAACUGCCAGUACUCUUAAUUAGAGGGGAAGAAAAGACAAGCAACUAUAUUUUGUCCUCUUUGUUCUAUAGAUAUGUGAAAAUUCAAGAGAAGCAAAGCAUAUAUUUAUACUUUUGUACAGAAGAGAGAAUGGAAAUGGCGCCGAGACACUAAUGGUACUGAGUUUACAGGAGAAGAACACUUAACAGUUUUGUAUUUUUGGACAUCACAUCUUCAUUUCCAGCCAGGCAUUAUUAUUAUUAUU
Molecule: messenger RNA, 1397 nt
Organism: Erpetoichthys calabaricus (reedfish)
Lineage: Eukaryota; Metazoa; Chordata; Cladistia; Polypteriformes; Polypteridae
Product: polycomb group RING finger protein 3
Exons: 10
Coding region: 255-1007 (250 amino acids)
Biological process (GO): regulation of transcription by RNA polymerase II
Cellular component (GO): PRC1 complex
Source: RefSeq, a predicted model, not a curated record